This is a messenger RNA of Trichosurus vulpecula (common brushtail), 990 nucleotides long. Its product is annotated as olfactory receptor 14C36-like. Lineage: Eukaryota; Metazoa; Chordata; Mammalia; Diprotodontia; Phalangeridae. Gene Ontology annotation, biological process: G protein-coupled receptor signaling pathway. Gene Ontology annotation, molecular function: olfactory receptor activity; G protein-coupled receptor activity. Bases 1 to 990 code for a protein of 329 amino acids. The record is from RefSeq and is a predicted model, not a curated record. The transcript is spliced from 2 exons. Gene Ontology annotation, cellular component: membrane.
AUGAAACAUUUGCCUCCAGAUAGAGAAGUCACUCAGUGGAGUCUGAAAAUGUCUAACUUUACUACCGCCAUGACUGAAUUUCUCCUUAUGGGGUUUUCUGACACCCAUGAGCUGCGGAUCCUAUAUUCUUUGUUUCUUUUUCUCAUUUAUUCAGCAGGUUUGAUGGGGAAUCUCCUCAUUGUAAUCAUCACCACUUUUGACAGGAGACUCCAUACCCCCAUGUACUUUUUCCUUAGGAAUCUAUCCAUUGUGGAUGCCUGCUUCAUAUCAAUAACAAUUCCACAGGCAUCUGUUAACUCCCUGGUGAACAACAGAGCUAUCUCGGUUCCUGGAUGUGCAGCUCAGAUAUUCCUCUUGACUUUCACAGCAUAUGUUGAGUUGACUUUGCUCACUGUCAUGGCCCGUGAUCGUUAUGUUGCCAUAUGUCAACCACUUCUCUAUCCAGUGAUCAUGAGUCCUAGUGUGUGUAUGCAGAUGACUUUAACCUGCUUAUUCACUGGCCUUUUGUAUGCAGGGUUUCAUACUGGUUACACAUUUCGAUUGUCUUUCUGCCAAUCUAAUGUGAUCCACCAGUUCUUCUGUGAUAUCCCCUCUCUACUCAAGAUCUCUUGCUCAGAGACAUUUAGCAAUACAUUAUUCUUACUUGGCUCUAUUCUGGUGAUUGGGCUUGGUAGUUUUGUCUUCAUCACUGCAUCUUACAUUAGCAUACUUUCCACUGUGCUCAAAUUUCCAGUGAAAGAAGACCAAAGAAAAGCCUUCUCUACUUGUGUCCCCCACAUCAUUGUGGUUUCUUUGUUCCUUAUUUCAUCGUCUUAUGUGUACCUACAACCACCUUCAGAUUCUGGAUCCCUUCACGAUAUAAUCCUGUCAAUAGUCUGUUCUAUAGUAGCUCCCUUUCUGAAUCCCAUUGUAUAUAGUCUAAGGAAUAAGCAGAUAAAAGAGGCUGUAAGAAGGGUAAUGAAGAAAAAGUUUUUAUUAAGAAAUAAAUAA